AUGGCUUCGUCGUCGUCGUCGAUGGACGCAUCCGGCGACGGUGGCCUGCCGGAGGACCAGGUGUUCGAGAUGCUCACGCGCGUCUCGCUCGACGACCUGGCCGCGUGCCGCCAGGUCUCCAAGCAGUGGCGCCGCCUCACGUACGAGCCGGGGUUCGCGCCGCUGCACUGCCGCCGCGCCGCCGCCGUCUCCGGCUACCUCGUCCAGACCGUCGCGCGCAGCCGCUACCACGCCACGUUCGUGUCGGCGUAUCCCUCGCCGCCGCCGCCGCCGGAGCUCGUCGUCUCGCUCGGAUUCCUGCCGUCCGCGCACGUCCGCGUCGAGGCCGUCUCGCCGCACCGGGGGCUCCUCUGCUGCGUCGAGGCCGACGCCACCCGCGGGGCGCGGUACUACGUCUGCAAGCCGGCGACCAGGCAGUGGCGCGCGCUGCCCUGCCCCAGGGUGCGCUACCGCACGGCGGCCACCGCAAUGCUGGCGCGCCCCGGCGGCGGCGGCCGCUCGGCGGACUUCAAGAUCGUCCGCUUCUCCAUCCCUUCGCUGAGGGACUGCCUCCGCUGCGAGGUACCGGCCCGGCGGUGA
Messenger RNA from Oryza brachyantha (malo sina), 579 nucleotides. Its product is annotated as F-box protein At5g41720-like. Gene Ontology annotation, molecular function: protein binding. The record is from RefSeq and is a predicted model, not a curated record. The transcript is spliced from 2 exons. NCBI's taxonomy places the organism in Eukaryota, Viridiplantae, Streptophyta, Magnoliopsida, Poales, Poaceae. Bases 1 to 579 code for a protein of 192 amino acids.